AUGGAAAAAGCCGUUCGUGGAGCAACCAAACCUAAACGCGCUCCCCCAAAACCAAAAUAUGUGCAGGUUCUCAUUCCUGCCACUUCAAACGAAAGGAAUCUCGAGAUAAUCUUGAGGUGCCUCAAUCAAAGAUUACGGGAACAACCAUGGACAGAAGGUGCCUCCAAUCGUGUCCUAAAAGCUUUGGCGAAAGAGUCGUCCAUUUUGAACGUCUCGGGGUUUCAUGAUUUUGAGCAAACUAAAAACAUUCGCGCGUACGCCGCAUACCUGGGAGAAAGCGUGUCAGUUUACCGAGAUCUGAAGGUGGAUUACGCUACGACCAGAUCUGGCGUCAGUCGCUUGCGAAAUCUCACCGUUGCAAAGGGCCUCCUUCGUGAGGUCAAAUUGGUGCAAAAGCAACUGGGCGCUUUAUUGAAUUGCAAGGCGAUUAAUGAAGGAGUGAUUAACGUUCUAGGUAGUCAUCACUAUACUUCACAUUUCACUCAUAUCACCUUGAUUUCAUCGACUUACGACGCGCUUUCAUUGGGAUUUAGAAUAUUUUAUGGAAAUGUCAAAGCCAGGGAUCGACUCGCAAUGAAAAUACCUAAUUUAAAACAUGCAAACGUAUCGCUCACGAAUACUCUCGAGGAUUAUUUCAAUGACCCGGAUUUUGAAAUUAACAGAGAACAAUAUCGUCAUUCGAAAGAGGAACGGAACAAGAAUCCGAAAAAAAAAGCUGACGAUUCGUCUAAUCCCUCCGAAAAUGUACAUCAGAAAGAUCAAUUGAGAUCUACGCUGAGUUCCUCUUUUACUUAUUCUGAACUUGAUCCAACAGGCACGACGAAAUCCACCGAAACCAAAACACCAAAGGGAACGAAUUUUGAUUUUUUUGCGAGCAUCGAGCAAGAGCAAAUAACAAUAUUUGGCGACCAAUACCAUAAUCCUUAUGUCGCUCAGAGUUUUAUGGAUCAAAGUGUUACUAAUCCAUUUCUAAUCUUUCGGAAUCAGACAAACGAAUAUCCUGUAGCACCUCAAAUAAACCAAUACACAUUGUCACCACAUAUUUCAUCACCUGUGCAGGAUACCAACCCAUUUCGUUCAUCAAUCUUUUCCCAAGGUACAACGGUUGGACAAUACAAUCCAUUCCAAUCAUCACUAUCAACCUCUGAUGGAACGAAUCCGUUUCUUCCAGUAGGUCAACAGCAACUCUAUCAACCUCUCACUUCCGAAACCACCCCAUACUCGAGCAUACCUGUAGAUAGUAACCCUUUUAGAAGAUUUUCUACGGCACCGGGAUUCCAAUCCACUCAGACUUCUUUCCCUGAAUCAUUAACUGUUCAAGAUUCUUCUGCCAUCGUUCAAAAUACCAUAAAUACAAAUAAUCCCACUUUCCCACACAUUCAGUUUCAAUGA
This is a messenger RNA of Acaulospora colombiana, 1392 nucleotides long. The record is from the annotation of a GenBank genome assembly. Lineage: Eukaryota; Fungi; Glomeromycota; Glomeromycetes; Diversisporales; Acaulosporaceae.